AUGGUCGCCCUCGACGUCGAGGCCGUCUCGAGGAUGUCCCCCGGUCGCUUCUUCCGCGAUCACACGAGCGCGGUGAACGCCCUGGACUUUCAUCACACCGAGGACCAAAUGGUGACCACCGGGGAUGACGACGCGAUUCACGUCUACAACACCAACACCGGCGCGAAAACGAAGACGCUGUACAGCAAAAAGUACGGGUGCGCCAACGUCACGUUCACGCACAGCGCGGCGGCGGUGGUGUACUCGUCGCGCGCGAAGGGGAGCGGCGGCGCGGCGAUCGACGACCACGCGGUGAGGUAUCACUCGCUACACGACAACACGUACGUGCGGUACUUCAAGGGACACAGCGAUGCGGUGACGUCGAUCGCGAUGAGCGCGACGAAUGAUAAUUUCUUAACCGCGGGAGCGGAUUUGACCGUGCGAUUGUGGGAUUUGAGAACGCCAAAGUGCUGCGCGGCGAUUCCGCAGUGUCCGGCGAUCCCGUACGUGGCGUACGACGCCCAAGGUGAGGUGUUCGCGGUGACGGAGGGCGACGGGGCGAUCAAACUGUACGGGACCGGGAGCUAUAGUAAAGGGGCGUUCGCGCAGUUCGACGCAUUUCACGACAGGAACGGGCAGUAUCUGUUCAACCCAGAUGAGCCGCCGCCGGCGGUUUCGUGCGUCAAGUUUUCGUCAGACGGUAAACGCAUGCUCGUCGUGAGCGGGAACUUCAUCACGAUUCUUGACUCAUUCACGGGUGAACACACGAUGCGAAUUCGCGUGCCCGGAUCGGGGCAGCAGCAGCACGCGGUGACUCCCAUGGAGGCGAGUUUCUCGCCCGACGGCGAGUUCGUCGUGAGUGGAGGCGCCGACUCGCGGAUACACGUGUGGAGCUCGAACACCGGCUUCGCCGUCUCGCAGUGGCGAGCGCGCCACGCCGGAUUGCCGACGUGCGUCAAGUGGGCGCCAAACAUGAUGCUUGUCGCCAGCGGUUGCACUGAAGGUGGGACAGCGCUGUGGAUCUCUGACAAACAGCGUGCUUGA
This is a messenger RNA of Ostreococcus tauri, 1023 nucleotides long. RefSeq names its product WD40/YVTN repeat-like-containing domain. Lineage: Eukaryota; Viridiplantae; Chlorophyta; Mamiellophyceae; Mamiellales; Bathycoccaceae. Gene Ontology annotation, cellular component: Set1C/COMPASS complex. Bases 1 to 1023 code for a protein of 340 amino acids. The record is from RefSeq and is a predicted model, not a curated record. Gene Ontology annotation, molecular function: protein binding; chromatin binding. The transcript has a single exon.